AUGGCGUCCACGCAGCUGGACUCCAAAAAGUGCAUAGGGUUGGACUGCAAUAACAAUGCUGGAUCCCUACGGUGUCCGUCAUGCAUGAAAAUUGGCAUCGACAGUCAUUUCUGCUCUCAGGACUGUUUCAAGAGGAAUUGGAGCGAACAUAAAGCUAUUCACAAAAAAAGUAACCUUCUAAGCAACCUUUUUCCACCGAAAAUAGUUUCUGAACCAGAUCCAGCUACCGGCCACUUCAAUCCGUUCCCAACCUAUCCUUUCACUGGCGCCUUGAGACCCGUAUACCCCCUUGCUCCUAAAAGCACAGUUCCUGAUUCGAUCCCUCCCCCCGAUUAUGCACGAGACGGUAUCCCCAGAUCAGAACAGAAAAUCGUCAGCCGACAUCAUAUUACGAUUCUCAAUCCGCAGGAACAGGAAGGAAUGAGGAAAGUAUGCCGUUUGGCGAGAGAAGUGCUCGAUAUUGCAGCCCGAGAGAUCAGGCCUGGUGUUACCACCGACCACAUCGACAAGUUAGUUCACCGGGCUUGCUUGGAGAGAAAAUCCUAUCCGUCACCAUUGAACUAUGUCCACUUCCCGAAAUCCGUUUGCACAUCGAUCAACGAAGUUAUCUGCCACGGAAUCCCCGACCAACGUCCCCUGGAAGAUGGCGAUAUUAUAAAUAUUGACGUCACACUCUACCAUGAGGGCUUUCAUGGAGACCUGAACGAGACAUAUUACGUUGGAGAAAAAGCCCGUACGGAUCCCGACACUGUUCGGGUCGUAGAGACGUCGAGAGAAUGUUUGGACAAGGCCAUCGCACUGGUGAAGCCGGGCAUGCUAUUCCGAGAUCCAGGUAAUGUCAUUGAGAAACAUGCGAAGCAAAAUAACUGCAGUGUGGUUCGGAGCUACUGUGGACACGGCAUCAACCAGCUCUUCCACACAACACCAAGCAUCCCUCACUAUGGAAAGAGCAAGACUGUUGGGCAAGCGAAGGCCGGAAUGUGCUUUACAAUCGAGCCUAUGAUUAACUUGGGCACAUACCGAGACAAGACCUGGCCGGACAAUUGGACCAGUGUCACCGCAGAUGGAAUGAAAUCAGCGCAAUUUGAGCAUACGUUGUUAGUUACCGAGGAUGGAGUUGAAGUGCUGACGGCUAGAUUGCCGGACUCUCCUGGUGGCGCGAUUCCUAGGAUCGCUGUUGACGGAGAGGCGACAUCACUAUGA
Molecule: messenger RNA, 1203 nt
Organism: Paracoccidioides brasiliensis Pb18
Product: methionine aminopeptidase, type I
Exons: 3
Coding region: 1-1203 (400 amino acids)
Biological process (GO): proteolysis
Molecular function (GO): metalloaminopeptidase activity
Source: RefSeq, a predicted model, not a curated record